AUGGAGUGUCGGCUGAAGCUGAGAUGCUGAAGCCUUGAACAAGAAACAGCAAUGAGAGGUGGACCAAUGAUAAGCUCGGGCGGACAUACACCUUCAGAAGAUAUGUCGGCGACGCAAUCUGUACCCGAGACCGGGCAAUGGCGUGGAUGAGCGCUGACGCACAUUGGACCGACCCUCAUGCGGGACUCACUGUGCCGCUGCGAUUCCGACACGUGGACAAUGCAGAGCCACCCUCUCUCUCUCUCUCUCCUCAACCGCCUAUAAAUGGAGGUCAUCGUCUUCCUCAAAUAACUAGUUGUGUGUUUUGGUCGUUUGAGCUGCAGAAAUCUUUUACAUAUCCAUUUCUCGUUUGAUCUCACUCGAUCUCUUAAGAUGUCGUGCUGUGGAGGAAACGGUGGCUGUGGCUCCGGCUGCAAGUGUGGCAGCGGCUGCACAGGGUGUGGGAUGUACCCUGACCUGAGCUACACGGAGACCACCACCACCGAGACACUGAUCGUCGGCGUCGCACCCACCGGGAAGGCUUACUUUGGAGGAUCUGAGAUGGGGGUGGGAGCGGAGAAUGGAGGAUGCAAAUGCGGAGACAAUUGCACCUGCGACCCCUGCACCUGCAAAUGAGAGCAGCAGUAGUAGAAAAAGCGGAGGCGGCCUUCCAUGAAGACGAAGAAAAAAAAGAAGAAUAAUAAUUUGAAGUAAAUAAUAGUGGUAGUAGUAUGAUGAUGUCUGAGCUUGUGGGCUAAUCCAAGCUGUAGCUGUUGUAGGAUUAGAAGAAUAAGGCAGUUCAUGGGGUUUGGGUUUGACCUUCGUGGGGUGCUUUUGGUGUUUGUUUGUUCUCUUUUCUCUUUCUACAAAAAGGCAGUGUAUGCUGGGAGAAAGUCUCUGCUAUGAAAUAUGAAUUAUGUAUAAUGGGUUUGUGUUCUUGGAACAGAGUUUGAGUUUUUAUUAAUGGAUGACUGGAAACUUCCUUCUGUUUCA
This is a messenger RNA of Malania oleifera, 972 nucleotides long. RefSeq names its product metallothionein-like protein type 2. The transcript is spliced from 3 exons. Bases 373 to 615 code for a protein of 80 amino acids. Lineage: Eukaryota; Viridiplantae; Streptophyta; Magnoliopsida; Santalales; Ximeniaceae. Gene Ontology annotation, molecular function: metal ion binding. The record is from RefSeq and is a predicted model, not a curated record.